UCUGGACAUGGGUUUUGUAAUCUGAAUAGAUUAUUAACAGGAGGGCGUGUUUGGCUCCAGGCUCAUCUUCCUGUUCCCGGUCUGGGGUAAACCGAGGUCUUUCAUAAGCAAGUUAUUGCUCUGAUCGUCUGAAUAUAAUGUUUACCGUUCUGCUCAUUUGCGGAGGACUCGUCGGGUUUUACCUGCUGCUGUGCGUCACGGUGUUGCACCUGCCAAAAUGUAAAAGUAUGGCCAAGCUGCACGGGAAGACCGUGAUCGUGACUGGAGCAAACACUGGCAUCGGCAAAGCCACCGCGCUGGAGCUGGCGAAAAGGGGAGCUCGUGUGAUUCUAGCCUGCAGGGAUGAAAGCCGAGCUCGGGCUGCUGUCACAGACAUCCAGAGGGAAUCAGGAAACAGAGAGGUGUUGUAUAUGCACUUGGAUCUGGCCAGUUUGAAAUCCGUGAGGUCUUUCACUGAAAACUUUCUCAAGAAAGAAUCCAGAUUGGACAUUCUUAUCAACAAUGCAGGACUUGUAAUUGAUGGCAAGACUGAGGAUGGCUUUGGAAGGAUCUUUGGCGUUAAUCACCUCGGUCAUUUUCUGUUAACCAUCCUGCUGUUGGAAAGGUUAAAAGAGUGUGGCCCAAGCAGAGUUGUGACGGUCUCUUCAAUGGCCCAUAGCUGGGGGAAAAUUGAUUUUGACUGCAUCAACACUCAUAAAGAUUUGGGUUUGGGAAAUUCUGCAGUGGCCCUAUUAGGGAUGUACAGUCACAGCAAACUCUGCAAUGUCCUGUUUACACAUGAACUGGCCAAGAGACUCAAAGGCACAAAUGUCACCUGCUACAGUCUUCAUCCAGGGGCCAUCAAAACGGACAUCAGUCGCCACAGCAAUUUAUGGUGGCGGCUGUUCUUGGCACCGAUUUUGCUGCUUUUCUUUUCGGACGUGGAAUCUGGAGCUCAGACGUCUCUUUACUGUGCACUUCAAGAGGGUAUUGAACACUUAAGUGGACGCUAUUUCUCUAGCUGUGCGGUGCAGAAUGUUUAUGCUAAAGCCCGAGAUGAUGCAGUAGCCAAAAAGCUUUGGGAAGUCAGCGAGAGGCUUGUUGGUUUAGCAUGAGAUCGUCCGUUUCAUAACACCUGUAUGGAUUUGCACUUGCACAAUUUGUUUACUGGCACCUGUGGGCAACUGUGUUAGAUAAAUCAGUGUUUUUGCAUAUUAUAAAAAGCCUGUGUCAAAUUUUGCAGUUCAUAAGAUGCUCUGACCGCAAAAAAAAAGGAGCCGUUAACUCUUCUAAUAAAAAUGUUCUUUGAUUGGGGCCAGGUUUCCACUACAUAAAUCAUGUUUCUUUUUCAUACCAAAGUAAAGACGUAACUCACUGGGUGUGUCCGGGGAUACCGAGGCCUUACUGUGCUGAAUGUGUCACCUCUCCCAGUUAGAAAAUGUAAGUGAUUUAGGAACAAUAUGAAUCAUCACCUGUGGAUUGCAGGUGUCAAAAACACAUCAAGGGAUGUGAACACUUUGAGCCCAGUUACUCAGUAUCUUCAUGACAAUGUGAAAUGAGAAAAACUCUAAAUAGUUUGGCACUGAGUUCAUUGGUGAUGUCAUCCCUAGGUAUUUCAAACAACAUUCAAUCGCUUCCUUCAGUUUUACCAGUAACUACUACAAACUUAAUAUAUUAUUUUUUAAUUUAAUUUAUUUUUAUUAAUUUUUUUUAUUAUUAUUAAAUAAAUUUAAAUUAAGUAUCAUGUGAAUCAAUCUUGUGUAAUGGCUGCUGAAAUUCAGCU
Messenger RNA from Cyprinus carpio (common carp), 1762 nucleotides. RefSeq names its product dehydrogenase/reductase SDR family member 13-like. Lineage: Eukaryota; Metazoa; Chordata; Actinopteri; Cypriniformes; Cyprinidae. The record is from RefSeq and is a predicted model, not a curated record.